GGAGCCGAGUGCCGCCGCCGCCGCCGCCUCCGGGAUGGAUCAAUGCGUGACGGUGGAGCGCGAGCUGGAGAAGGUGCUACACAAGUUCUCGGGCUACGGGCAGCUGUGCGAGCGCGGCCUGGAGGAGCUCAUCGACUACACGGGCGGCCUGAAGCACGAGAUCCUGCAGAGCCACGGCCAAGAUGCGGAAUUAUCAGGGACACUUUCUCUUGUUUUGACACAAUGCUGUAAAAGAAUAAAGGACACUGUUCAAAAAUUGGCCUCGGACCACAAAGACAUUCACAGCAGUGUUUCUCGAGUUGGAAAAGCCAUUGAUAAGAAUUUUGAUUCUGACAUUAGCAGUGUGGGAAUAGACGGCUGCUGGCAGGCAGACAGCCAACGGCUUCUCAAUGAGGUGAUGGUGGAGCACUUCUUUCGACAAGGAAUGCUGGAUGUAGCUGAGGAACUCUGCCAGGAAUCUGGUCUUUCUGUAGACCCAAAUCAGAAAGAACCAUUUGUGGAGCUAAAUCGAAUAUUAGAAGCAUUAAAAGUCAGAGUUCUGAGACCUGCUCUGGAAUGGGCAGUAUCAAACCGAGAAAUGCUCAUAGCCCAGAACAGCUCCUUGGAAUUUAAGCUACAUAGACUGUAUUUUAUUAGCUUGUUAAUGGGUGGAACUACAAAUCAGCGAGAGGCAUUACAAUAUGCUAAAAAUUUUCAGCCAUUUGCCCUAAAUCAUCAAAAAGACAUUCAGGUUUUGAUGGGAAGCCUUGUGUACCUGAGGCAAGGGAUUGAGAACUCACCAUAUGUUCACCUGCUCGACGCAAACCAGUGGGCUGACAUCUGUGACAUCUUUACACGGGAUGCCUGUGCCCUCCUGGGGCUCUCCGUGGAGUCCCCUCUCAGUGUCAGUUUCUCAGCAGGCUGUGUGGCGCUGCCAGCUUUAAUUAAUAUCAAAGCCGUGAUCGAACAGAGGCAGUGCACUGGAGUGUGGAACCAGAAAGAUGAAUUACCUAUUGAAGUGGACCUUGGUAAAAAGUGCUGGUAUCACUCUAUAUUUGCCUGUCCCAUUCUUCGUCAACAAACAACAGAUAACAACCCACCCAUGAAAUUGGUCUGUGGUCAUAUUAUAUCAAGAGAUGCCCUGAAUAAAAUGUUUAAUGGUAGCAAAUUAAAGUGUCCAUAUUGCCCAAUGGAACAAAGCCCAGGAGAUGCCAAACAGAUUUUUUUUUGAAGAAAUACCUUUAGUUUGCAAUUUGUAAGUGAAACUGAAUUGUGGGAGCAUUUCAGAAGAGAACGUUCCAUUUAAAGCAGCUAACCAAGGACUCCCGUGUUUAUAUAAGCUAAUGCUUCAGAAACUUUGCCAACGUUUUAGUGUACACACACUGAGGGGAGUGCUCCAGAUGAAUAUUAUCAUAGGGCUUUAUUACAUUCUUGGUCUUCGUUUCUGAUCAAGUAAAUACACCAGCAGUCGUCAUUCAAUGCAGGUUUUUGUACUUAACUACAUGGUAAUUUUUUUACUUUUUAAGAGCAGAACCAGAAAUUGACCUCCCGUCAUGUGUUUGAUAUUUCUCCUGCUUUUACUUUUGUCAUUUUCUUGAUAAUUGUAAGCUUUGAGAAAUUUGUGGACACGUUUUAUUUCCUGUUAUGUAUACAUAAUUAAAUGAAAAUUAUCCAGAAAAAGUUUGAUAAAUGGAAUUGUGGUUAUAAAACUAAUUUUGCAUUUUUCUUUGCUUAAGGAAGAAAGCUGUGAUAGAUUCCGAAUUUGCUUUUUGCUGUUUUCCUCUGCUCCAGCUCUUCACUGAGCAGUCAGCACCUCCUGCAUUUGAGCUCUCUUUGUAGCCCCAGUGGCUGCCUGUUUAAAACUGCAUCAGAAAUUUGGCAGGUUGGUGUGACAAGUCUUCCGCUAGACCAGAGUUGGAAUGAGUACUAUUGUUUCUUUGCUUUUAUUGCUAAGAGGUGCUUGUUUUAAAAGUGUGUUCAAUAAAAUGAAAUUCUGAAGUUAGAAGUGUUCUUAAGUUGCUCUUCGCUCUCUUGGUCUUGGUAGCACUAUCCUCUGAAACCUGCCUUCAGGACUUGGCUGUCUAUUGCAUUUGCAUAUCAUUGCAGACACAGUGUUGUAUGUGUGUGUGUGCACCAGCAUCAAACAUUGUGUAUCUGGAAGGCAAGAAGCAUGUUCCAGUCCUAAAACGCAGUUACCCGUCUCAUCACUUUAAAUCCUUAAAGUUAGAAGCUAGCCAAUUUUCUGUAGUGCAAAAUAUGUUUAUUGCUGUUUUUGUAUUUGAAUAGUAUACUGUUAUAUUCAAUGCCUCUCUUCUGCAAGGUGUAUCAUCUCAUUGACUGUGAAUCUGUAUAUUGUUCUAAUGGAUACAGAUAAUGAUCUUUUCUCUCGUAAGGUAUCUUUGUUUAAUGCACUGUCCAGAAAUAGCCAUGUGUAAGAGUCUUUCUCUGUAUGAUGAACUACAUGGAAAAGACUUCUGUGGACAUAAUUCUGACUUAAAUUCAUGAGGUUGCUUCCUUAUGAGAAGAAUAUUAUACAGAAAUCACCAAAUAUUUUAAAACUUUUAUUUCAUCUGACAUGGAAUGGAACAUCAACAUAAGAAAACCUUCGUGAGAAAACGAAGAAGGACGAAAACACAGAAACAAAGAGAAGUUGACAUUUCACAUUUUAAACUACAGAUUGACUUUGUGGGGGGGAGGGGUAUAACAGAUUUGGUGCUAAGCUCAUUGGAAAUUGGCAGCAUUUGCAAGAGUUUACCAGCCUGAAUGGUUUAUCCUGAAAUGUUGACUUGGGAGAGCUGUGAUUCAUUUGUGAAAGAAAAGGUGUUGCUGUGUGUGGCCAGGCUUCAGUUGAGGGCUGCUGUGUGCUGUGUGAGUGAGCCAGGAAUCUUGAUUGGCCUGGUUCCUAGUGCUUGGCUUUGUCCGUCCUCAGUCUGACCUCACAGACCUGCCCCAUGUUCCUGCUUCACAGUUGGAACCUUCUAUAAAGUUCUCUUCCUCUCCACUAAAGCAGUGGAGGAAGAGGGCAUAGGGAAGCUCCUUGGCCUCCGAAAGAGAAGAUAGAGAAUUCCAGGCAAUACUUUGGCUGAUUGUAUAAAACCUGUUUUAGUGUAUAUUUUUUUUUUCCCUUUGAAUUACAACCCAGAGUGUCGUCUUUUUUACCCUUUUCUCCCUACACCAAAUUUAGCUUUAUUCUAAUUUUAUCACAUAAACACCUACACAACAUUUAGCUUUCACAUAAGGUUUGCACAGUACAGACCUUGCUCUAGGUAGAGGCUGGUGAUGAUAUUUUCAGGCCAGACACUUGACCCAGUUUGCUCAGGCCACUUCCAAGGACCAAGCCAGAGCUGCUUUGUCCCUUUCCCAGUGUGGGAAUCCUGUUGACAGUUUUCUGUGUAGCUCAUGAAUCUUCCUUUAACUGAACAUGAACAGUUAAAGAAUAUGCUUUACCUGAAGCAUUUGAUUUUACACCUUCCUCUGCAAAGGUCCCUGUUGUCCAGUCAGACAGGGUUAGGGCCAAAAAAUUGAAAUUCUGUUGAUCUGACAAUACGGAAAAUGGCAUCAUUUGACAUUCUUUAAGUGCAUGGGCUGAAAAUUCUUUGGAGACUAAAGGUGAAGGAGAGAUGGAUUUGAAGGGCCAGACCUUAACCAAAGAUGCUGAAAUACAACCUACUGUCCUUCCUGUUGUAGGAACACCUUGGCAGAUGGUUAGGACCGUGUCGUCACUGAUGCUCCUUCAGCAGUGCGGGAAGGUGCCGUAUGUCUGUCUUUGCCUCCCCUUGUAAAAGGUCAUGAUACAGCCAAGGUUUUUACAGUCAACUGAAAGCAGAAUUUCAGAAUGGUUUCUUAGUUUUCUUUGGGAACCAUUUCCAUGUAUCAGCUGUGGACAAAGGCCAUGGGACUAUGCUAAACCAUUAAAACUUUAUUGUCAAAUCCUUAGGUUCUGACUCAUCCGAAACAUCUGCGGCUAAGGUUGUCUUUCGAUCUUUUUCUCCUCUGUGUGAUUAUCACAGAUGCCAUUUCUCUUGUUUUAGUGGUGAUUAUAUGAAAUUUCUAUACAUAAAUGAACGGGUAUUGGUGCCUCUUAAUUUUAAAAAUUUUAAAGAAAAGGGCCACCUCAUAUUCAUAGGAUGUGUGAGUAUUUUUUGAGUGUGUGAGCAUUUAGUUGAAAAUAAGAAAGUUAUGAAUUCAGUCUUUGGAUUUUUCUGUAGCAGCUAACGUGUACAGACACUAAACCCCACACUGAACUGUGGGAAAGAGGAUCCUCUUUUCUCUCCAGGUGGUCUCACGGUCUCCGCAGCGUAAGGUCAGCAUUCUUUAUGCUGUGAGUUAUUGCCACCUUGGUGGUUUCAGCCGUGGGGCAGUGGAUAUUGCAAAAACCAAGAACUCUUGGUUAUCUGCACAAGACAAACUGCCGGUGGACUUCAUUAGCCCUCUGGUUUUCCAGCUCAACCUCUGAUUAAGUGGACUGAUAGCCGAGCUGGUCGGUCUGGUUAGUCAGCUGACUCAGGUUAUUUUCAGGGAAGGGUGGAGGCACGGUUUGGUUAGUUUCAUCACUAAGACAUGUAAAGUGAGGACACAGACCAAAUACCUGUCAUCACUUAACUCUGUGUACAUUGUCUUUGGUAACACUGGAGUGCUGUGGUCUCGAGGGAAGGUCAGCAAGGAACACGCGUGAGGUUUGUGCUGCGUGGGCCUGUCCAGCUGUGGCAGCUUUAUGUGGUGCCAUUGACAGUGUUUACCAUAAACAGGUACAAGCUUCAUGAACUGUUCUUACUGAACUGUAAUUAAAUAGAUACCAAAAAUAGGCAGAAUGACAAAUGUAUUUUAAUAGCAGAUGAGGCAAUUACUUUUAGGGUCAUUUUACUUCAAGACAUAGGAAGAGAAAAUUUUGUUUUCGGGACAUUUCCCACGUGGUUUCCAGUGUAGUGAACAUAUGUUCCAGUUACUUCCAAAGAGGCAGGAGCAGCUGGAAUUGGCUUAGAGCCCAUGCUUUGUCUCAUGUUAUGGAUGAGUACCUGCACACUUAUUGUAGGGUCACUUAAUAUUCUCCAGCCAGGCAGAUGUGGGCUUCACUAGGAUUUAGUGCCUGAUCUUUCGGGAAAGGCUGGGAUGGAAUGUACGGGAUGGGCGGGAAGCAGGAGAAGAACACGGCGUGUGUGUGCGUGUGUGCGUGCGUGUGGGGGGGACCAGGUGUCUGCCUGGUUUUGCUCGUGACAGCAGUGUCGUGUGUGGUUUUUUUCCCACUUCUGUGUUUUCUAAAUUUGCUCUAAAAGGAUUCAUCAAAUCAUCUUGUUCAGAUGGCUCAGGAUUGUAUUUCUUUUUGCUUACCCUGUGUUCUUGGGUUCUGUAGUGUUUCUAUAAUUACGUAACAAGAAUAGUGUUGCACUGUAAUCUAUCAUAUAGAGCUAUAUGUAUGGAAAAUUUUGAUCAGUUUUUUUAAAAAAAAAAUGUAUCCUGUUUGCAAAGGCACAAUAAAGUUGCAUCGUAGAGACUAGGCAAUAAAGCUAAUAAUAAACCUUAUUUAACACAAACCAUAUUCAUAUUCUCUAUUCAUUUGUAGAAAAAGUCCAGCAUAUCCAGUAGUUUUCAGGGAUUUCAUUUUAACUUAAAAAAUUCUGAUAUAUUUAAUUUCUAAAUUUCAGACUGAUAUAAUACAGAGUUUUGGAAAACUAAGAAAUGUGUUGUUAAUCUGUGUAUUCCUAUGUAAAACACAUGGCUUUUCCUGUAUAUAUUUUUAAAAAUUAAAGAAAUGCACAUUUAAAAAG
Messenger RNA from Trichechus manatus latirostris (Florida manatee), 5744 nucleotides. RefSeq names its product required for meiotic nuclear division 5 homolog A (gene RMND5A). The transcript has 9 exons. NCBI's taxonomy places the organism in Eukaryota, Metazoa, Chordata, Mammalia, Sirenia, Trichechidae. Gene Ontology annotation, cellular component: cytoplasm; GID complex; nucleus. Bases 35 to 1210 code for a protein of 391 amino acids. The record is from RefSeq and is a predicted model, not a curated record. Gene Ontology annotation, biological process: proteasome-mediated ubiquitin-dependent protein catabolic process. Gene Ontology annotation, molecular function: ubiquitin protein ligase activity; protein binding.